AUGAUUGUGGACUUCAGGAAGAGCACUGUCCCCCCGCCCCCACCCUCCGUGAUGGACUCCCCCAUCACCUCUGUGGAGUCCUUCCGUUUCCUGGGCACCACCAUCACCCAGGACCUCAAGUGGGAGCCGACCAUCAGCUCCCUCAUCAAGAAGGCCCAGCAGAGGAUGUACUUCCUGCGGCAGCUCAGGAAAGCCAAGCUGCCUGCACAGAUGUUGGUGCAGUUCUACACGGCCAUCAUCGAGUCCAUCCUCACCUCCUCCAUCACCUCCUCCAUCACCUCCUCCAUCACCUCCACAUCACCUCCUCCAUCACCUCCUCCAUCACCUCCUCCAUCACCUCCUCCAUCACCUCCUCAUCACCGUGUGGUUCGCUGGAGCCACACUCAGUCUGAACUCGAGGCCGAGAUGCUGCUGGUGAUGAGGUGGAAACUUCUGUGUUCCUCUCUGAUCCUCCCUGCAGGUUUCCUCUUUGAUCCUCCUGCAGGGUGGUCCUCUCUGAUCCUACAGCAGGUUUUCCUCUUUGAUCGCCUGCAGGUGUUCCUCUCUGAUCCUCCCUGCAGGUUUGCCUCUGGUGAUCAGGUGGUCCUCUUUGAUCCUCCUGCAGAUGUGUUCCUCUCUGAUACCUCCUGCCGGUGUUCCUCUCUUAUCCAUCCUCUGGUGUUCCUCUUUGAUCUCCUGCAGGUGUCCUCUUUGAUCCUCCUGCAGGUGGCCUCUUGUCCUCCUCCUGUGUGUUCAGUUUCAUUUGUUUACUGGUCGAGCCACGACUCCGUGAAGCUGAUCAAGUUCGCGGACGAGACCUCCCUCAUUGGACUCAUCUCCAACAACGAUGAGUCCGCCUACAGGAGGGAGGUGGACCGGCUGGUGUCCUGGUGCAGUGGUAACGACCUGGAGCUGAACGCCCAGAAGACAGUGGAGAUGAUUGUGGACUUCAGGAAGAGCACUGUCCCCCCGCCCCCACCCUCCGUGAUGGACUCCCCCAUCACCUCUGUGGAGUCCUUCCAUUUCCUGGGCACCACCAUCACCCAGGACCUCAAGUGGGAGCCGACCAUCAGCUCCCUCAUCAAGAAGGCCCAGCAGAGGAUGUACUUCCUGCGGCAGCUCAGGAAAGCCAAGCUGCCUGCACAGAUGUUGGUGCAGUUCUACACGGCCAUCAUCGAGUCCAUCCUCACCUCCUCCAUCACCUCCUCCGUCACCUCCUCCAUCACCUCCUCCAUCACCGUGUGGUUCGCUGGAGCCACAGUCAGGGACAAACAGAGACUACAGCGCAUUGUGCGCUCUGCAGAGGAAGUGAUCGGCCGCAGCCUUCCAUCGCUGCAGGACCUGCAGGAGGCUGCGGUCCAUCAGGACUAG
Molecule: messenger RNA, 1350 nt
Organism: Knipowitschia caucasica
Lineage: Eukaryota; Metazoa; Chordata; Actinopteri; Gobiiformes; Gobiidae
Source: the annotation of a GenBank genome assembly